CUUCGAAGGACAGGCGCGAUAUGACGAAACGCUAUCGGCAACUCUCUCUUAUGAUCCGCGCUACACACAUACCCCGCGAUGUGACUCAGUAUCAUAACCACAUCGCUGGAACGUCUCAAUGAAGUCGCUUGGAUACAGGCGGAACUCGUCAAACUCCUGUCUUCAAAUCGGCAAAGAUUAGACGUAAUCUGAAAUAAAAGCCCUCAUCGGAACUUUGCAACCCAAUCCGAUUUCUUUUUCUCUCCGGUGGGUGAAACCCAAGCGCACCAUGAGCGUGCAGAGCCCCAGAACUGGCCCGUGUAAGAGUGACACGGACCCCGGGGUGGCACCGGGUCCGGGGCCAGGGAGCGACGACUCUACCUUGACCCAGACGCCCACAACCGGUGGGGAUACUACCUCGGGUGCCGCGGCAGACUGCAGCAUGGCCACCGAUAGCGGAGGAGGGGAGGACUCUCCCAGCGACUACAACAAGCGGAAGUACCACGCCAGCAAAAUGGAUCUGAAUCUCAAGAUUCUGCGAGAUCAAAUGGCGAAUCUCACGUCUUCCGGUAGCUCUCUAUCCCGCCAGCUGGCCUCCGUGCAGCGCAACAUUCAAGAGAUCAAAGAUGACGACGACGACGGUGAAGAAGCCGACUCAGAGUAUGAAUCUGAGGACGAGCAGAAAAUUGGCAGCACCAGGGACGCUUUGGACACAGAGGAUGACGUCAACAAGAUGAGCGACCUGGAAAAAGACUACAGCGAGCCCAAAAUCAAAAGGUCAGUGUCCACCUCCAGCCGAAGUAAGAAAUCCAAGACGGCUGCGCGGGACCCUAACCCCAACGAGGUUGGGCAUGAUGGCAGCCAGGCACGACAUGGCAGGUCCAACAGCCGCCAGGAGUCCGUCGAGUCGUAUCAAGACUCUGAUAGCGAGUGCAGCCAAUGUCUGUGCUGUAACUCCAUGGCCUCAUACAGCAGCACUCCCUGGAGGUAUAUCAGCCGAGGAGAAGGGUCCACCAUGGACGAGGACAGCGACAGCUCCGAGUACUUCACAGACGAUUCUGAGUACUCCACCACGACCUCCAACAUGCCCGCCGUAGAUAUCCACAAACGUCUCAGCCCUUUUUAUUGCCCGAGCGACCAUGGGGAAUCGGGCUCGCACGGUGCCAACGAGGAGGGGAGAUUUGAUGAUGCCGAUCAAGAGCAGGUUGUGGAUCAUCGAAUGAGCCCACUGGGUUGCGAAAGUCCUCGCAAAUGUAGCUCGCAACCAGAACUGUCUAGCAUGGCCGGCAAAUCUGAUAAAAUGGCUGUUGAAACCGACAAGCCUCAAUCUGAAGAGAAAGCAGGCGAGACAGUGGAGACCCAGGAGGGGGAGGAAAAGGCACCCAAAGCAUCCUCCCUGAUAGGGAUUUUCAAGGCGCAGGAGUCGAAGGCUAAGCAGGAGGAGAUGGCAUCCGUGGCCAAGGCCAAACGUGUUGAGGAGCUUCGCCGCAAGAACUCUGACAUCCGUCUCAAGAAUGAGCAGAAACGGAGAGCCGAGAUGGAAGAAAAGCUGAAGAAUAAACCUAACGUGGACACGGACUCGCCAAAAUCAUCUCCUCUCGUUUCUGAGAUUGAGGACGGUGAAAAGGUGAACAUUAAAGACAGAAUUAGCUGUUUCGAAGGUCAAAAGAAAACCAAAGAUGAAGAGGACACCGAUAAGGAUGGACUGAAGAACUCUAAAAAGUCACCGAAUGUCGAAAAAGGGACUAAUACGGAACAAGAUUCCAUGCAGCAAAUGCCCGACGUGAUACCGGGUGUCACAGAUGAAAAACUGAGUCAAGAGGAACCUACAAAAACCCAAGGUGAUCACGACCAACACAAGUCUCAUAAAUCUAAGCACAAGAUUGCCAAAACUACAAUUGAGAUCCCUGUAUCUUGCCUACCUGAGGAAAUAAUUCAUCCAGAGCCUGGGAUGCCUUCUGACCAUCCGACCAUGAUGACCUUCCAGGUACAGCCGGGAGAUGUUGAAGCUAUGAGUGGCCCUAUCCUUGUAUCCCGAAGUCCUAAGCCGAAGAGAAGGAUGUCUAAGACUAUUGUUAGGUUAUCGUCAACUGAUGCCUCUCCGUCCAGCAUGUCCGAGUCGACAUUAGUAGCGGACACCGACAAGGUCCGUAUGGGUGCCAAAAAGCCGUCCGGUCAUUCUCACAGCGUCUGCCCCCACUGCCAGAAGAAGAAUAAACCAGGAGAGUCCAAGAGAGUCGUGAAAGUCCUCCAACUCCAGCCGGUACCGGAGAGUCCUCAGUUGUCGCCAGUGUCCACCAUGGUUGGGGAUUCUGCGCAUGUCUUCCAGCAGCCAGGUGGUCGCAUCAUCAAGAUGAUACCGAGUAAGACACCCAAUGUGGUCCAGAGGCAGGAGUCCAGCAAGGACGGGGUUGUCUUCCGAUUCAACAUGGGGAUGCCGGAGAAUGCGCCUCUACAAGUCGGUGAUUACAUCCGCAUCCCGAUACAACCUCAGCAGCAAUACCCACCAACGCAGGUCCGGCACGUCCAGCAAGGUAGCAGCGGAGGUCUGGUCAUCCGCACAGAAGGGCAGCCCAGACGGCAAAGGGAGGUGAUCACCUUCCGUCAGUCUUCUUCCCGGCCCAGUGCCGGUAAUAUCAGAGUCCAGCAGAGACAGAGUCCCACGUCAGGCGUGACAGUCCACACAAGCCAGCCCGGAGUCAGGGUGAUGCCUAGCGAAGGGGGAGGCGUGAAGCUUGUGUUUGGCUCUUGACUGUCAUCGAGAUGAUCGAACAAUACUGUUCUCUGAUGGUGAACGUCCUAUGGGCUUGAAAAGGCUACAAAUUGGUCAGUAGUCGUGUUCUCUCCGUAAACAAUAUUCAUGUGAAAGUAAACUUACUGUUCGAGAAAGGAACACAAUGCGUGCAUUGUCAGCAGCGAGGUAUUUCAGCCACAGACGUUGUGUCCACAUUCUAAAUCAUUUUGAACUUAAAAGAAGCACAAAAGCAAUUAUAUAAAAUGGUGGGUCAGUGAAGACCCAUUAAGGGCCUGAGGGACGAGGUGAUUCAUAGCCAUGCAAGGCUGUCGGGGACGUUUGUUACUAACCAACUAACCAACGAACCCUUACUAACGGAGAGACACGACCAUUUGUUGAGCUGCUCAGCCGCAGCUAAAAACCUUGAAGGAUAUUUAAUCAGAUGAUGUUAUGUUAGACAGAAUAUAAACGCACACUGAGCUUUCAACUGAACAGUGGUUGUCCAGAAACACCAUCACGAGUUGAACGAUACCACGCGCAUGUGCCGAACCCGAGACAACUUGUAGUCGAGUUUAAUUUAGUGAAGCUCAUGAAUAUCAUGACUUGCGGUAAUAUUCUCAUCGAUCGUAAACGAAAGAGAAGAAAUCUAGUUUUCGCAAGAGAUUUUUGUAAAUUUGUGUAAAUAAGGUGAAGAGUGUCUUUCAAGUUUGAAUUUGGGAAAAAAAGAAUUCCACGGUUUUGGUAUGAAUAAUGUUCGCAAUUCGCAGUAGUUAUAGUCAGCUUGGUAAGUUCGGUAGAAUAGUGCAGGUUUUUUUUCAAGUAAAAUAUUUCUUGCUUUUGGAAGACGUUGGCCAAUGAAAUGCCAUCAGGCUAGAACCCUCCUCGAAGGAUAUAAAUAACCCAUGGGAUGUGUUCGCGUAUCGUGUGCCAUAAAUUAGAGGUCAUACAUUGCAAAUAAAAAUAAGUGAAAAAGUAACACGUAGUUGCUUUUUAUACAUUUCUGACGGAUAUAUGAUGCAGAUUAAAGGCCGGUGUAGCGUAAAUAUCUGACUCCAUGAAAUGUGGAAUCAUUGGUAGUAUUGCGCAUGCGUAAGUACGAGAAUAUGCUAUUUUUGGAUCACAUACGGGAGAGUGACCUGUCACGUAGGAGGGAUUAACCAAUAAUAGGGAAAAGGGGUCCGAUUUUCACAGGAGUCAGAUUUUCAUAUGACACCGGCUCAUACUUCAUGCGAACGCGAACGCGAUGCGAAUUUGACGUUAGGAAGCAUUCGCUGCGAAAUUCGCCUGAGUUGAAAUGUGUUCAACUCUUGCAAAUUCGCAGCGCGAAAAGUUAACCUGACGUCACAAAUUCGCGUUCGCUUUCGUGCCGAUUAUGAACCAGCCUCAUCUCUACGUCCACAGUUUUCUUAUUCUCAAACGCUCAUUCAGUGGACAAAGCAAGAGUAAACGUUUGUUUUUAAAUACGUAAUUAUGCCAACUGUUUUCACUCGGUCUUGUAACAGAUUUUGGUCUCAAAGCCAUUUUGUUUUUACAAAUCUACCAAAUCAGAUUUUAAUGCAGAAAACAAAAUCGUUCAGAGAUGAAGUUUAUUCUUGUACUGUUUCCUCACGACACCAUGAUCCACACGAUAUCAAUUUUCCUCGCUUGAGACAAUACAUGCGGUGACAUUUGGAAAGCUAAUGAUCACAUACCACAGCCGAAGUGCCUAUAGAUGCAUGUAGUUCCAUGAUAUGUGGACGUACGAACCCUUGCCUUAGCCGUAUGAGUGACGUGAUUGCGUGUCCACCUGGCAGGCCAGGUAGAGAGUUAAUGUCAGAUAUGACGUGUUAAUUUGUGUCGCAUUCCAGUGUGAGUGGGAAGGCAUUUACUUGUGGUUUCAAAAUCUGUGUUUAAGUUUCACAACAAAACAAUGGCACUAUGCAACUUCUGUAAUGUGUGUUCUUAAUCACAAAGGUCAGAUUGAAAUGUACUGAUAUUGUAAUUCGGUUUUUGAAGGUUGCUUUUCGAAAGUAUUUUUCAAUAUGCAUUUGGCAGAAAAAGUGUGCAGAGUUCAUUGUGUGUUUAUGUUAGUUAAAGCAUCAGGAAAUAUUCAGGACUUGUGCACACAGUUGCAAUGCUUCUUGCCUUAAACUUUUCUGGCUAAACACGUCACCAAUAGUACGGCAGAUAGGUGAUGGGAUUGUGCCUUUGAUGAUACAAGCAUGGUAUUUGGCACACAGUCAGAGUAUGUCAUGAGAUAGAUAUUUGGCUAUGUAGGCCAUUGCAGAUUUGCCCUUUGAAAAAAAAUAUAGGUAGAAUAACAAGCAAUGGCAGCCAUUUUGAACAUUUUGAAAAUUGCUUGUUGUAUGUCCCUAUAGCUAAAUAUCUUUCUCAUGACAUUCUGACUGUGAGCCAAAUGCCAUGCUUGUAUCAUCAAAGGCACAAUUCCCCUACAUAUUUCCCCUAUCUGCCCCACUACAAAGACUGACACUGAAUAUAUUUUGAUCAGUCUUAUUUGUGAGACAUCCUUGAAUAUUACUAUGAAAUUCUGGAAAGAAUGAUGCAACGUCAUUUUUUAAUUGACCGUCACUUUGUGAGGAUACCAGAGAGGAAGAAGAAACCAGUUGCCAUAUUUGCAUGAAACUUUUUGAAUAUUUUUAUAAGCUUAUUUGAUUGUUAAAAACGUUUUUCCGAAUAAUAUAUAAUACGUACAUUUAAAUACGUGUACGUAAAUAUAAAUACGUGUACGUUAAUAUAAACAUGUAUUUUUCAUCGGAUUGUUUCAUAUAUUUG
Molecule: messenger RNA, 5485 nt
Organism: Patiria miniata (bat star)
Lineage: Eukaryota; Metazoa; Echinodermata; Asteroidea; Valvatida; Asterinidae
Product: NK-tumor recognition protein-like
Exons: 2
Coding region: 269-2731 (820 amino acids)
Source: RefSeq, a predicted model, not a curated record